AUGGUCCUCGGAAGAAACGGGUACGCGUAUCCAUCGCUUGCCAGGAAUGUCGAAAUCGGAAGAUUCGAUGUGAUGAACAGCACCCCAGCUGCAGGCGAUGUGAGGAAGCAGGUGCAAGUUCUAAAUAUGACCAACCUCUCAUCGAUGGAGCGGCGUAAAGGUCGACUAGCUUCCACUUGUUGGCAAGAUUGGAAGCUCUGGAAAAAAAGAGUACAGUCCGCGCCACAGGCCGUCUACGUAGGCAGCCAGGCCUCCGCAGAGGACGCAAUAAGCGAGAGUGGUGUCAAUCUAGAAGACUAUGCUCAUCGCAACUCGAUUACACCGCAUUCGACCGGUAUACCGGAAGAACCGACGAUCGAGCCAGACAGUGUUGACGGGAUGGGAGCCAUUGCUCUGUCCGAUAGUGGAGAAUACUACACACAUUUCGGUCCUUCCUCCAAUCUCGCCUUGGCGUCCCAUCUUUAUGGAUAUUCAAGCUUUCACGAUGAGUCGCGCUCAAGACUCGCAUCAAGGGUCCAGUAUCUGCCCCCCGAACCAGAGGCAACCGCUCUGCUUCAACAGUAUUUCGGGACCGUGGGGCUGUUCUCUCCUUGCAUUCAAGAGGACACAAUUUUGGCGACAUACAAAGAAUUGAGAAGGAAUGAUCCCCAGUAUGUUCGCCGAUCAUGGCUCGCUUUGCUGUACAUGAUAUUCGCCGAUACUCAUGGGCUGAGAAGUUAUGCAUCACCUCCAGACGCAGCGAUGGAAGUGUCGCAAAAAUGCUUUCAGAAGGCUUUGAAGUUGGCAAUCCCUGAAACAAUCACUUAUUCGGACCUAGAAACUGUCCAAUUGCUUUGUCUUACAACCUGUCACCUACAAGGCUCAACGAGCUCGGCCCAGGCAUGGACCUUCCACGUACUUGCAGUCAAAGCAGCUAUGCAAAUCGGCCUCCAUCACACUGAUUCAUACAGCAAUCUGUCGCUCCUUCAGCGUGAAACACGCAAGAGGACAUGGUUUUGGUGUGUUGUGAAUGAUUGCUUACUCAGCGUCCACUUUGGUCGGCCCUCGAUCAUACAAAGUGCUCUCACCAAAAUGGAUCUUCCUGUAGAUAUCAGCAGCGUCUUUCCUGCAGGUGGCCAGAGCCCAUCGGUACUGAAGUCAAGCCUAAUAUACUACAACUCAAUUAUUCGGCUAUCUGUGCUCAUCUCUCCCAUACUGGCUCAAAUUUACGACGACAACGUGGGCUCGCACAAGAAUCGGACUGUCUUUGAGACGUACAUCUAG
This is a messenger RNA of Cladophialophora immunda, 1263 nucleotides long. RefSeq lists its product as uncharacterized. Bases 1 to 1263 code for a protein of 420 amino acids. Lineage: Eukaryota; Fungi; Ascomycota; Eurotiomycetes; Chaetothyriales; Herpotrichiellaceae. The record is from RefSeq and is a predicted model, not a curated record. The transcript has 8 exons. Gene Ontology annotation, cellular component: nucleus. Gene Ontology annotation, molecular function: zinc ion binding; DNA-binding transcription factor activity, RNA polymerase II-specific; RNA polymerase II cis-regulatory region sequence-specific DNA binding. Gene Ontology annotation, biological process: DNA-templated transcription; positive regulation of transcription from RNA polymerase II promoter by galactose.